CCGGCCCGCACGGCGGGCGGGGUGUUCGUGUCCGGCGGGUCGGUCGCGAACCUGAUGAGCAUUGCCGUGGCGCGCGAUUAGAAACUCGACGGCGCCGCGCGCGGGGUCAUCUACCUCAGCGAGCGGGCCCACUACGCCGUCGCCAAGAUGGCGCGCGUGCUCGGGUUCGCCGACCGCCAGGUCCAUCGCGUCCGCUGCAGUGAGGUCUUCGAGCUCGACGUCGGGGAUCUGCAAGCGCAGUUGGUCGCCGAUCGGCGGCAGGGGCUGCUCCCGUUCAUGAUCGUCGCGACCUGCGGAUAUACUGAGACCGGGACGGUGGAUCCCAUUGCCGAGCUGGCGGACAUCGCGCGGAGAGAGUCGCUCUGGCUGCAUGUCGACGGGGCGUACGGCGCCUCGGUGGCGCUGUCGCAUGCCCAUGCGCAUCUCGUGGCCGGGCUCGGCGCCGCGGACAGCGUCGCCUGGGAUGCGCACAAGUGGCUCUUUUCCUCCUUCGGCUGCGGGAUGCUCCUGGUUCGCGACCGGGGCCAUUUGUGCUCGACCUUCGGGGUGCAGUCCGAAUUGAUGGAUCAGCAGGCUGGCGGCUUGAGCGAGAAGCCUGAGCCGUGGGAUCUCAGCGUGGAGUUGACCAGACCCGCUCGAGCCAUGAGUCUGUGGUUCAUGUUGAGAGUCUUGGGUGAGGAGCGGAUUGGCCGAAUGAUCGAUUAUGGCAUCGACACGGCGGACUCAGUGCAAGCUCGCUUGCAGGCUCGAGAGGGGUGGGAGAUCCUCACGCAUGCGAAACUUGGUAUCGUGACCUUCCGGUAUAAUCCCGGAACGUGCUCGGGGGAGGGUCUAGAUAGAAUCAACACCAAGAUCUCGGACACACUGUUCAAAGACAACCUGGCAGGCAUUUUCUCUAUUCGCGUGUCAGGAGUCGUGGGCCUCAGGGUGUGUUGCAUCACUACGCGACUGAGCGAGGAAGAUAUCGAUCAACCUAUUCAGCAAAUAGACAAGACUGCGAAACAGGUGUGUAAGGAUUUCUAGUGGACUGGUCGAGCCUAUAUUUCCAUAGACCCCUCCCCAUCCCUAUCCACUCAAUUCGGUGCUGCUCAGCGUGUAGUAAGAUAGUCGCUUCCUAAUGAAACUUUACUUCCAAGGGAGU
Aspergillus brunneoviolaceus CBS 621.78 is the source of this 1141-nucleotide messenger RNA. Its product is annotated as pyridoxal phosphate-dependent decarboxylase family protein. Gene Ontology annotation, biological process: carboxylic acid metabolic process. Gene Ontology annotation, molecular function: pyridoxal phosphate binding; carboxy-lyase activity. The transcript has a single exon. Bases 148 to 1023 code for a protein of 291 amino acids. Lineage: Eukaryota; Fungi; Ascomycota; Eurotiomycetes; Eurotiales; Aspergillaceae. The record is from RefSeq and is a predicted model, not a curated record.